Molecule: messenger RNA, 2478 nt
Organism: Dujonia railenensis
Lineage: Eukaryota; Fungi; Ascomycota; Pichiomycetes; Serinales; Debaryomycetaceae
Source: the annotation of a GenBank genome assembly
AUGGAAAUAUUAGAUCUUGGUGCGCCAACGCCGAAAAGCUACACGCCAUCGCAUCUAUCUGUGGCCAAGAAGUCGAAGAGAUCAUCCAACUCCAUAGGUUCCUCCACAACGUCGCUAUCGUCGGGCACCAAGAGCAAAGAAAUACCCCCCAAGGUCCUUCAGCAAGCUGAAUCUUGCAAAAAAGAUAUCCUAGAAGUCAUCAAAUUAAUUCUAGAAGGUAAAAGACUCAGGCAUAGCUAUGAAUGGUACUACAGCUCAGUGGAGCGCUUGUGCAGAUUCAAGCCCAUGGAGCACUCGCAAAUCUCCAAUGUAAUUCUUGAAGAAUUGAAGCGUUAUUACAAUGAGAAUGUCAGGCCAAGGAUAAAGGUAGUCCUCCUAGGCGAAGGUGAAUUGAAUGGCAAGGGACCGCGGCCGCUGCUUCCCAGGAUGAUGGAGCUUUCCAGAGGCUACCUUGAGGUGUACGAGGAUUGGGAAGUAAAGCUAAGGACAAUGACCAAAGUCUUCCUCUAUUUGGACAGGAGCUACUUGAAGCAGCACCCGGUUAAGAUGAUGAUAAUGGAGUAUGGUACGCGUAUAUUAAUUGACGAUUUGACGGAUAAACCGUCAGCGGUGGUUGAUGAAGCAUUGGAGGGAGAACGUGGAGGUGACGGAAGUGACAGAUCAACGAACGAAAGCAUGUCUACUGCUAUACUACAUCUUGCAUCAUCCCUUCUUCAUGCUUCUCGUUUAGCCAAAUUCCAAGAUGAAGGCACCACCAGGGAAGCAGGUGCUCUUUUAUCGAACUUGGUGAAGUUGAAUUUUAAAAAGGAAUUCCCACUUACUCGCAUUUGGAUCGAUAAGGCACUAAUUGACCACUCAGUGAUACUGAAACAAGUCCAGAAAAGUUACCAAAUGAACCCGUUACAGAAGCCCACGUACUUUUACACGUAUAAUUCUUAUCUUAGAGCAGAGCUCAAAUUUAUGAACAAUUGUGGAGAACCCAGAUCUACCCAGCGACAAUUCAAAAGUAAAAUGAAAUGGUGCUGGAUAUUCAAACAACUAAACAGUACGCUUAAGUUAAUCUUACCGGCAACCAGAGUUGAUAUAUCUGGGUUCUCUGAGGAUUCGGUGACGAAGUUGGAAGAUGUUUAUGACUUUUGUAAAGAGGCACAGAAAGAGUACAGUAUGGAUGCCCCAGCGGUGUUUUUCUAUGAAUGGAACCAGAAUGUUUAUAGAGACUUAGAGAAUGAGUUGGAUAAAACUACACUGACGACCACUCCAAAUUCAUCUAUUGAUGCCGUGAUUAGCGUCUGUGAAAAGUACGAAACAGAAAUCGAUAAAGAGAAGCUAAGCGAAGAGAUGUAUUCCAAAGUUCAAUUUGAAACAAGGAAUGCCUUCUUAAACGUCUUUGUAAACUCUCCAGCUUUGAAUGCCAAGGUAAUCACACAGCUUUGCAGUUACUGUGAUACAUUUUUCAAGCAGAAGAGGCACCAACUACUGCAACAGAAAGCUUUCAAAACUACAGUUUUAAAAGUGUUCAAUUUACUUUCCAACAAGUCAAAUUUCUUGCUUCAGUACAAAAGAGAUCUCUCGCGUCGUCUUCUCUUCAAUAAAUCCAUAUAUUUAGACCUUGAACGAGAGCUCAUUUCGGAAUUUUGCUUAGUGGUUGGAGAGGACCACAACCAAGAUUUGAUAUACAUGUUUGAAGAUUUGGUUCAAGAACACGAUAGAUCUGAAGGUGGUGCAAAUACUGCAAUCAACCCAAUAAUUCUUAAAAAGGAAUACUGGCCUGACUUCCCAAGUUAUACCAGGUUAGACAUCCGCCUUCCCGCUGAACUUCAAUCAUUACUUGAAGGUUUCAAUACGAUGUACAUAGCUAAAGAUGAAAGGAAUAACCGGAAAGUUCUAGAUUGGGGCUACUUCAACUACCACCAGGUGACAAUUGAGUCACUAUUUAACCUGGGCAAAAAAGAACUUAUAGUCAACCUUUUGCAAGCUUCUAUAAUCCUCUUGUUCAACACACGGUCAGAGUUAACUGCCAAAGAGGUUGCAGAAUUGUUGGAAAUUGAGUUGAAAAACUCUCAAACUGGGUUGCUUUCCUUGAGCACUCCCAAGUACCCCAUUUUAGCUCAGACCAAUUCAGGAGCCUAUCGCUUGAAUGAAGACUUCUCCGAUAAAUCCACCAAGAUUAAGAUCCCCUUUAAGGGGAACAUUGUGCAUCCUCAUUCGCUGGCGACCGCAUCAGCACAGCCAGAGGAUCCAUUUGACAGGCUCAUAGCCAAGAACCGUACAUCAGAAUUGCGUGCAUUAAUAGCACGCACCAUGAAGCAAGGGCGGAAGAUGAGCUACACAACUCUUUUGAAGGCUACUAUAGACGAAUUGGAAAAGAAAGCCGGAGACGGUACCAUACUGGUAUCAGAAUUGAAGAGUAACGUUGAGUUUUUGAUAGACAAUGGUUACAUAUCCAGGAGCGGAGAUGACUUGACGUAUGUGCCAUAG